Metschnikowia bicuspidata var. bicuspidata NRRL YB-4993 is the source of this 4362-nucleotide messenger RNA. RefSeq names its product ion-transporting P-type ATPase (gene SPF1). Gene Ontology annotation, biological process: intracellular calcium ion homeostasis. The transcript has a single exon. Gene Ontology annotation, cellular component: endoplasmic reticulum membrane. Bases 378 to 4025 code for a protein of 1215 amino acids. Gene Ontology annotation, molecular function: ATP hydrolysis activity; ATP binding; P-type ion transporter activity. The record is from RefSeq and is a predicted model, not a curated record. Lineage: Eukaryota; Fungi; Ascomycota; Pichiomycetes; Serinales; Metschnikowiaceae.
AAUAAACAUUCCUGGAGGUGUGUGAAGAACCAAAGAAAGACAAACGAGAUCAGAAUCGGUGGUGAGAGAAUUAGAUCAUACGAUCAUAACAAUAUCCCACCUCCCACGAGUUUCAUAUGAUACUUCUUUUCAUAAAUUUCACGUGUAAUUGAUAAAAAUCUCGAAAGUAGAAUCGUACCGGUCACGUUUUAGCCCUUUGUGGUGCUUGCAGUGGUGGUUUCGGCUGGAAUACAGAACAACCAAACUGAGGGCUGGCUUCGAAUCGGAGUAGGGGAUGCACGGGUUUUCGUCCACCGGUCAACAGAUUUUGCCGUUCCGUCGAGCAUACAAAAUUAUACGCCCCAUUUUUUCAGAUAACGGCUGUCAAAAUUCACACUAUGUCAGAAUUGGUCCACAACCCUGACAUCCGAGGAGCGGACUUGUUAUCACCAAAAUUGGUUUUAGCUCGUUUGUACGUGUGGCCUUUUGGAAUCAUUUACCCUGUUUUUCUUCAAGUGUAUGUCAAGCAUUAUGACACUUAUAUUGGAGGCUCUGAGUGGACGUUUGUCUACUUGAUGGCCAUCGUGUCUUUGAACUUGUUGAUUUGGUUGAUGCCCCACUGGAAUCUUGAUAUCGACGCCAAAUUCAAUUACAUAUCCGCAUCUACCGUUUCUGAAGCCUCGCACAUCAAAAUCACCCCCGCUCCUAAUUCUGGCAUUGGUGAAAUAUGUGAGAUUCAAAGAGAGAUCUUUCCUGAUGGCGAGAAACAAGUCUCUUUUUUGUAUCAAAAAAGACGUCACUUGCUUCUCGAAAAUACAGGCAAAUUCUCACCUCCAGAAUUUAAGAUAGAUGAGUUACCAAAGUUAUCCUAUUUCCAAACCCAUGCUGGGUUAUCUGGAAAUUUGGAAAAGGCGACGAGAAAUUUUGGACUUAACAGAUUUGACAUCCCCAUUCCUACCUUCUUGGAAUUGUUCAAGGAACAUGCCGUUGCCCCAUUCUUUGUUUUCCAAAUAUUCUGUGUGGCCUUAUGGUUGAUGGAUGAACAAUGGUAUUACUCUCUUUUCUCUUUGUUCAUGUUAGUCUCUUUCGAAAUGACAACAGUGUUUCAGAGAAGAACUACUAUGAAUGAAUUUCAAAGUAUGGGCAUCAAACCAUUCACGAUAUACGUUUACAGAGAUGAAGAAUGGAUACAAGUUCAGACGGAUCAAUUAUUGCCUGGUGAUAUCGUUUCUGUGACACGUACCAAUGACGAGAGUGCAAUGCCUUGCGACUUACUUCUUCUCGAUGGCACUGCAAUUGUAAAUGAAGCCAUGUUAUCUGGUGAGUCAACCCCAUUAUUGAAAGAGUCUGUAAAAUUAAGACCUUCGAACGAAUUCUUACAACCAGACGGUCUUGAUAAGAAUUCUUUCUUGUACGGAGGAACUAUGGCUUUGCAAGUUACAGCUCCCGAAGACUCAAUCGUGCCUGUUGCGCCUGAUGGUGGUGCAUUGGCUUACGUUUGUAAAACAGGAUUCGAGACCUCCCAAGGAUCUUUAGUGAGAAUGAUGAUAUUUUCUAGCGAAAGAGUUUCCGUUGACAACAAAGAAGCAUUCUUCUUCAUCUUGUUUUUGCUAAUUUUUGCCAUUGCUGCUUCGUGGUAUGUUUGGGUGGAGGGCACAAGAAUGGGCAGAAUCCAGUCAAAAUUGAUCUUAGACUGUAUCAUCGUCAUCACUUCGGUGGUGCCGCCCGAGUUGCCAAUGGAAUUGACUUUGGCUGUGAACUCUUCCUUGUCAGCCUUGCAAAAAUAUUUUAUCUAUUGUACCGAGCCAUUCCGUAUUCCAUUAGCUGGAAGAAUUGACGUUUGUUGCUUUGACAAGACUGGAACAUUGACUGCUGAAGACUUGGUUUUCAAAGGAUUGGCUGGGUUGACAAAUGGACAACCUACCAGUCUCCUUUCUUGUGAUGAAGCACCUGAAUUUACUGCCCAUGUAUUGGGAUCUGCUCAUGCUUUAGUGAAACUUGACAACGGGGAGGUUGUUGGUGACCCAAUGGAACAAGCAACAUUAAAAGCUGCCAACUGGACUGUUGGUUUUAAAGAUUGCGUGGAAAGACCCAUAGGUGAAGUAACGGAGAAAAUCAGGGUUUUACGUCGGUUCCAGUUUUCUUCAAGCUUGAAGAGAUCAUCUGCAAUUACAUCCAUCAGUACCUUGCCAAACCGCAAUUUUGUUGCUGUUAAAGGUGCCCCAGAAACAAUCAGAAACAUGUUAGUGGAUGCUCCCGAAAAUUAUGAAGACUGCUACAAAUCUUUUACUAGGGCCGGAUCUCGUGUUUUAGCAUUGGGCUACAAAUAUUUAGACUCCAAAGCGAAAAUUUCUAAGGUAGAAAGAGACGAAGUGGAGUCAAAUUUGUCUUUCGCAGGUUUUAUCGUUUUUCAUUGCCCUUUGAAGAACGAUGCCAUAGAAACCAUUGAAAUGUUGAAUGAUUCUUCUCAUCGCUGUGUAAUGAUUACGGGUGAUAAUCCUCUCACAGCAUGUCAUGUUGCAAAGGAAGUCUCAAUUACUACAAAGAAUGUUUUGAUUUUGGACUUUCCUGAAGACCAUCACGGUGUAUCCGAGGAGCACAAUUUGACCUGGAGAAGCGUCGAUGAGUCAACAGUCAUUCCAUUCAAAAGCAGCGAUUCUAUCGACCUUGAUUUGUUUGAAAAACACGAUAUCUGUAUCACCGGUUACGCUUUAAGUCAUUUGAGCGACCACCCGCAGAUCAUGGAUUUGUUGAAGCACACGUGGGUAUAUGCCAGAGUGUCUCCAUCCCAGAAGGAGUUCAUUUUAACUUCUUUAAAGAAUGCAGGCUAUAGCACACUAAUGUGCGGAGAUGGUACCAAUGAUGUUGGUGCUUUGAAACAGGCUCAUAUUGGUGUUGCUUUAUUGAACGGUACCGAGGAAGGGAUGAAAAAGAUAGCUGAAAACAGGAAGAUUGAGACCAUGAAGACUGUGUAUCAUAAACAAGCUCAGCUCAUGGCCAACUGGCUGAGACCACCACCACCAGUUCCUGCUCUCAUUGCUCACUUAUAUCCACCUGGACCUUACAACCCGCAUUACUUGACAUGUUUGCAAAAGCGUGGAGUUGAGAUAACGCCAGAAAUUAGGCAAAAUGUGGAAAUUGCGAAGAAAAACGGUACGCUCCCAAUCGAAUUUAUCAAAGAUGAUAAAGGCAAGCCUGUAUCAGCUUCGGAAUUUGCUGAUGGUAUUAUGUCUUCUUUGAAUACUGGCGAGGAUGAAGAUGAGGUUCCCUCCUUGAAAUUGGGAGAUGCAUCUGUUGCCGCUCCAUUUACUUCCAAAUUGUCCAAUGUUUCGGCUGUAACGAACAUUGUUCGUCAAGGCCGAUGUGCGCUUGUUUCAACUAUUCAGAUGUACAAAAUUUUGGCUUUGAACUGUUUGAUUUCAGCUUAUUCUUUGUCUGUUUUAUACUUGGCUGGUAUCAAAUUUGGUGACGGUCAGUCUACAGUUUCUGGAAUCUUGUUGUCCGUUUGUUUCUUCUCGAUCUCUCGCGGUAAACCGCUUAACAAAUUGAGUAAGGAGCGUCCUCUGAGCGGUAUAUUCAAUGUUUAUAUCAUGGGCUCUAUUUUAGGACAGUUUGCGGUACACAUCACCACAUUGAUCUACAUCACCCGCGAAAUUUACAUUUUGGAACCUCGUGAAGCACAGGUUGAUUUGGAAAAGACUUUCUCGCCAUCUUUGUUGAACACGGGUAUGUUUUUGCUCCAAUUGGCCCAACAAGUUUCAACCUUCGCAGUGAAUUACAUCGGAUUGCCUUUCAAGGAGGGAAUUAGAGACAACAAGGGUAUGUAUUAUGGACUUUUGGGAGUUUCAGCACUAUCUCUUAUUGGGUCUACCGAGUUCAUGCCCGAAUUGAACGAGGCGAUGCAAUUUGUUCCCAUGACUCUAGAUUUCAAAUUCAAGUUGACGGGGAGUAUUGUCCUUGACUUGGUGGCUACCUGGGCUAUUGAAAUUGCGUUGAAGCAUUUUUUCAUGAAUUCAGGGGCUGCGGACAUCGCACGAAGAGUGUAAAUGCUCGUGGAUACUCCAUUGUGGUGUACAAUUUCAAUUUCAUAGAGAAUAUUAAUCCGUUUUGUUGAUCUUAUCUAAAUCUUGGUUGCGGUUUAGAGGAAAUAUCUUGAUUGCAUGGAUUUCACCAACCUGUAUAACUUUUACCUUAUCUUGUAGGACACGUGCUAUUUCAUGGAUAGUGUCACUGAUUUCUUCAUCAGUCAUUGAGUACGAGAGUGAGUCUUUAAUGAUCGAUAUCAACUUUCUUGUGGGAACAGUUUUGAAAGGUUUUUGUUCACCUGCAUUCAUCAGAGUCAAUUCAUAAAGUAUAUCGUACACCACAGGAACCUUACUUCUG